AUGGAGGGGUUCAACGCCGAGAUGGAGGCCAAGCGCGACCGAGACCGCGCGGGGCGCCAGGUCACGGGCAGCAUGGAAAUCGUUACGGCCUACGAGAACCUGGGCGCCGGUCGUACCCCCUUCGACGGUUAUCAACGCACGACGAUAGAUACCCGCAUCCUGGGCAUACUGCGCGAAGGAGAAGCGGUUGGUCACGCCACCCGGGGCCAGCAGGUUGAAAUCGUCCUUGCGGAGACCUGCUUCUACGCCGAGGGCGGCGGGCAGGUGGGCGAUCACGGGGUGAUCACCGGGCCCAAUGGCCACGUCCGAAUCGAAGACACCCAGAGCCCCGUUGCCGGGCUGAUCGUACAUCGUGGUGUGGUGUCCGACGGCGAUAAUCGCGCUGGGCGAGGCGGUGAGCGCACGGGUUGA
Geodia barretti is the source of this 411-nucleotide messenger RNA. NCBI's taxonomy places the organism in Eukaryota, Metazoa, Porifera, Demospongiae, Tetractinellida, Geodiidae. The record is from the annotation of a GenBank genome assembly.